Nylanderia fulva is the source of this 1202-nucleotide messenger RNA. Its product is annotated as 4-vinylanisole receptor-like. Gene Ontology annotation, biological process: sensory perception of smell; detection of chemical stimulus involved in sensory perception of smell. Gene Ontology annotation, molecular function: olfactory receptor activity; odorant binding. Gene Ontology annotation, cellular component: plasma membrane. The record is from RefSeq and is a predicted model, not a curated record. Lineage: Eukaryota; Metazoa; Arthropoda; Insecta; Hymenoptera; Formicidae.
CUGGGGACAGUCUUGAGAUAGAAACAUGUCAAAUGACACAGAAAUAACGUGCAGCUAUGGACAUUCUGCCGGUGAACUUUAAAGUUCUAUGGUUUUGUGGUGCGUGGAAAGAACGAAAAGACGAUAACAUCGUUGUUGCUUGCCUACACUCCUGCUACAAAUAUGCAAUUUUCUUUCUAAUAUAUCAGUUCACGAUAUUUGAGGUAAUAGAAGUUAUUCGCACGCGUGAUCAAAUCAAUGAGUUAACAGAAGGACUCUUUCUGGCAUCGACUUAUGUAACAUUAUGUCUGAAGUAUGCAAAUUUUUUGCUACGAAAGAACGAUAUAUCGAAAUUGUUGGAUUGUUUGCGCGUAAAAAUGUGUCAACCCAGAAAUUUGACGGAGAAGAUGAUAAUAGAGACGCACAGUCGAAAAGCUAAAUGGAGUUCUCUUAUCUUCUUAUUCAUGUCGCAAGUCACUGCUAUGGGUUUCAUGAUCAUACCAAUUCUGGGAUUCGGCAAGGAUGAAUGGAUCUUGCCCACGAAAGCGUACGUUCCUUAUUCAGUUUCGGAAGUAUUUCCAUAUGUGGCGACGUAUCUACAACAAAGUGCAGCGCUGUUUUAUGCAGUUAUGCUGAACGUUUCAUUUGACUCCCUUGUUUAUGGUUUCACCAUUCACGCCUGCGGACAGAUCGAGCUGAUUUGUCGUCGAUUAUCAGAUAAUAUUAGGGCCUCGGUAAAUUUUAAGAAAGGAUCGGAUACGAAUACAUCGAUUGAAGAAUGCGUCAGGCAUCACGUACUUGUGCACACUUUUGUGAAGAAAGUAGGAGCGCUAUUCAUUUGGACAGUCAUGGUUCUCUUUCUUUUUAGUCUGAUUAUUCUCUGCACCAGCAUUUUUUUGAUAUCAAAGACAAAACUCUUCAGCAUAGAGUUUCUUUCUUUGAUAUUAUAUUUUAUCAGUAUGAUGCUGCAAGUAUUUCUUUACUGUUGGUAUGGGAACGAACUCGAGUUGAAGAGCAAAAGCAUCGCAAAUAGCAUUUAUUUUAGCAAUUGGACAUUAACCACGUUGCGAGAGCGCAGAUCUUUGAUACUUAUUAUGAUAAAUAGUCAGAGAGGAUUGAUGUUUUCCAAUAAUAGAAUGUUUUCAUUAUCUCUAGAUACUUUUACCUGGAUUUUUAAAACGUCGUACUCGGCUUUUAAUCUUCUGCAGCAAGCAUCAAAUUAA